UGACGGCUUCCUGGCCCGAACUUACUCCCGUAAAACUGGAAGUGUGUACUUAGGAGGACGUCUGGAGAUGGCUCGACUCAUGGCUUUGAUCAUGGCUGUGUUGCUUCACUCGGUGCUGGGCAUCUCGUACUACUACUACUUUCGCGAAUCUCCCGGCUCCGCUGCUCCUCUCUUGGGCGCCUGGCUCUUCUCCGCCUGCGUGGUGACUCUUCUUCACGGCGUGAGAAUGUUUCCAAGUGCCCUGCCCGCCGAUCAGCGAUUCAGGAAUGGGAAUCGAAACCUUCGCGGCAAUGAGUCCUCCUGGGCAUCGCUCUUACUCGAGACAGGCGUCUGCUGUUUGGUGCUGGAUCUGACGCUUAGCAAACUGUGGCAUCGCAUAGAGUCCCUCUGCCAGUGCGCCAUUGUGGGCAUACUCCAGGCCUUGGCCGUCGAGGAGCAAACCUUCCUGGCUUGCGAGUACUGGACUUUGGGCCUGACUACCGGCCUGAUCGGCGGCUGUCUUUUGUGGCUUUCCCUAUGGGCCACCGCGUUGCCCCAGAAGCUCCGCUGCGGGAUGCUCGACUGGCGUCGCACCCUUCAUCGCCGCUGCUCCGCGCUGAUCUUCGGAAGCCUCGAGCCCGGCACUCCAAUGCCGACCCAAUCCCAGGGAAGCGCACAGAGCUUUGCCACCUGAGACGGAGGGGUGACCAUUCCACUUCCACAGCCAUAUCACUCUACCUCAGUCAAUAGCUAAAUUUAUGGUUCAA
This is a messenger RNA of Drosophila mauritiana, 746 nucleotides long. RefSeq lists its product as uncharacterized. The transcript has a single exon. The coding region runs from base 68 to 673 and encodes 201 amino acids. The record is from RefSeq and is a predicted model, not a curated record. Lineage: Eukaryota; Metazoa; Arthropoda; Insecta; Diptera; Drosophilidae.